ACUCAGAGUCUCUCUCUCUCUCUCUCUCUCUCUCUCUCUCUCACAGUGUGUGAGUUCAGGAAAAUGGCUGAGGCCAGUAUUUCAGUAGAUCAGGAUCAGUUCAUCUGUUCAGUUUGUCUGGAUUUACUGAAGGAUUCAGUGACGAUCCCUUGUGGUCACAGUUUCUGUAAGGUGUGCAUUAAUGACUGGUGGGAUCAGGAUGAUAAGAGCGGAGUUUAUCGCUGUCCUCAGUGCAGAGACACUUUCACUCCAAGGCCUGUUCUACGCAGAAACAACAUGCUGUCUGAAGUGGUGGAGAAACUGAAGAAGAAGAUUGAAGUACAAGCUGCUUCUCCUGCUCACAGUUACGCUGGACCUGGAGAUGUGGAGUGUGAUUUCUGCACCGGGAGAAAACACAAAGCCAUCAAGUCCUGUCUGAUGUGUCUGGCCUCCUUUUGUGAAACUCAUCUGAAACCUCACUAUGAAGUUCCUGGACUGAAAACACACAAGUUGGUCGAAGCUUCUGGAAAGCUACGAGAGAAGAUCUGCUCUCAGCAUGAUAAAGUGCUUGAGAUCUACUGUUGUACUGACCAAAGCUUCAUCUGUUAUCUGUGUAUGAUGCAUGAACACAGAGGUCAUGACACAGUCACAGCUGCAGCAGAAAGAACUGAAAAACAGAGUGAGUUAAAGGAGGAGCAGAUGAAAUCCCAGCAGAGACUCCAGGAGAAGCAGAAGAAGGUGCAGGAGCUGAAACAGGCUGUGAACACUAUAAAGCUCAGUGCACAGACAGCAGUGGAGGACAGUGAGAGGAUCUUUACUGAGCUGAUCAGCUCCAUGGAGAAAAAGCGCUGGGAGGUGACGGAGCUGAUCAGAGAUCAGGAGAAGGCUGAACUGAGUCGAGCUGAACGACUCCUGGAGCAACUGGAGCAGGAGAUUGCUGAUCUUCAGAGGAGAGUCACUGAGCUGGAGCAGCUUUCACACAAACACGAUCACAUCCAUUUCCUCCAGGUAACUAACACACACACACACACACACACACACACACACACACACACACACACACACACAUCUUCUCUCUGUGUCUCUUCUGGACGUGAAGACACACCCAGCAUCACUGUCAAUCAACAUCUCUCAUUUGAUGGAGUGAGGAAAUCUCUCUCUGAUCUGAAAAAGAGACUCGAGGAAUUCUGCCAGGAGGAACUCAUCAAAAUCCCUGAACCUGCUGCAGCAGUUCAGAUGAUUUUACCCUCAGAACAAAAGAGCAGAGAAGAUUUUCUGAACUAUUUCUGUGAUCUGACUCUGGAUCCCAACACAGUAAAUUAUCACCUCAUUCUGUCUGAGAAGAACAGAGUGGUGACGCGCAGUGAGAUAAAGCAGCCGUACUCUGAUCAUCCAGAGAGAUUUGAGUCCCACAGGCAGGUGUUGUGUAAGGAGAGAGUGUGUGGACGCUGUUACUGGGAGGUGGAGUGGAGCAGUGUGGGAUAUGUGGAAAUAUCAGUCUCAUAUAAAGACAUCAGACGGAAAGGACGGGGUAAUGAGUGUGUGUUUGGAUUCAACAAUCAGUCCUGGAGUCUGCGGUGUUGUUCUUCUUCUCUCUCUUUCUAUCAUAACAACAUUAAGACUGAUCUCAGAGUUCCAUCCCCCUCCAGAAUAGGAGUGUAUGUGGAUCACAGUGCAGGAACUCUGUCCUUCUACAGCGUCUCUGACACGAUGAAGCUCCUCCACAGAGUCCACACCACAUUCACUCAGACUCUAUACGCUGGGUUCUGGCUGCAUUCUUUUGGAUCAAUUGUGAGAUUAUGUGAUCCAAAAUAAAAUAUUAAGGAUGUUUUUCAAAUUAAAAUGAGCAGCUUCACUUUUACAUAUCUUGAUUAAUUCCAAUAAAAAUGUAAUAUGAGUCAUUUCUUUUAGAUUUCCGAAUAUCCAUACAUUAUCUGUAGCUGCUUAUCCUGUUCUACAGGGUUGCAGGCAAGCUGGAACCUGUCCCAGCUGACUAUGAAUAGAAUAGAAUAGAAUGC
This is a messenger RNA of Neoarius graeffei (lesser salmon catfish), 1997 nucleotides long. Its product is annotated as E3 ubiquitin/ISG15 ligase TRIM25-like. The record is from RefSeq and is a predicted model, not a curated record. NCBI's taxonomy places the organism in Eukaryota, Metazoa, Chordata, Actinopteri, Siluriformes, Ariidae. The transcript has 6 exons. The coding region runs from base 64 to 1794 and encodes 576 amino acids. Gene Ontology annotation, molecular function: zinc ion binding; protein binding.